This is a messenger RNA of Suillus plorans, 183 nucleotides long. RefSeq lists its product as uncharacterized. The annotation marks the transcript as partial. The transcript has a single exon. Gene Ontology annotation, cellular component: endoplasmic reticulum membrane. Gene Ontology annotation, biological process: intracellular calcium ion homeostasis. The record is from RefSeq and is a predicted model, not a curated record. Lineage: Eukaryota; Fungi; Basidiomycota; Agaricomycetes; Boletales; Suillaceae. Gene Ontology annotation, molecular function: P-type ion transporter activity.
AUUCCUGCUAAUAUUCUUCUUGUCCAAGGCACAUGCAUCUUUAAUGAAGCUAUGUUGUUGGGAGAAUAUACGCCGCUACUCAAGGAAUCCAUCCAGCUUCCCAAUAGCAGAGACAGACUUGACGUCGGCAGCGCCCACAGGAACGCAGUCCUGUUCAGUGGAACGAAGGUGCUCCAAGCAAGC